AUGUGGUUCCUUGUCGGGGUCUUCUUGGAUAUCUUUCUGCUACCCGAAGUGAUCGAAAAGCAUUCAAGCAAGAAGCCCAUCUUGAUAUUCUGUUGCACACGGAAUUCAUCGCUCGCAACGGCGAAAGAAUUGGCGCGGCUUUUCUCAUUGACAAAUCCGCCCUCCAGGCUUUGGAAGGAACCUAAGAAGCGCCUCGAAGCUCAUAACGAGGAUCUCAAGGCAACGCUCGUUGCUGGCAUAGCAUUCCAUCACGCUGGGUUGGGCCCCGCUGAUCGUCACACUGUUGAGACAGGCUUCAGAGAAGGACAUAUAAGCGUCAUAUGCUGCACGUCUACACUUGCAGUUGGAAUAAACCUGCCUUGCCACCUCGUCAUAAUCAAAAAUACUGUCAGUUGGCAAGAUGGAGGCUGCAAGGAGUACUCGGACUUGGAGAUGAUGCAGAUGCUCGGCCGCGCGGGCCGACCUCAGUUCGACGAUAGUGCAACAGCAGUUAUCCUCACCAGAAAGGAACGGGUCGCCCACUACGAGAGAUUGGUUCAGGGCUCUGAGAGUCUGGAGAGUUGUUUGCAUUUGAAUCUGAUUGAUCAUCUUAAUGCUGAGAUCGGCCUGGGCAGUAUCUUGGACGUUGAAUCGGCUGUCAAAUGGCUUGCUGGUACAUUCUUGUUUGUGAGACUGCGUCGAAAUCCGACGCACUACAAGCUCAAAGAAGGUGCAAACCAGGAAGAUGAAGAUGAAUUGCUUCGCCAGAUCUGUGAGAAGGAUAUCGAUCUUCUUCGAAAAUGCGGUCUGGUUGAAGCCGAGAGCCUUUGUUCGACCCAGUUUGGCGACGCUAUGGCUCGGUACUACAUCCGAUUCGAGACUAUGAAAGUGCUACUUUCGCUGAAGCCGAAAGCAACGUUGUCUGAAACACUUAACGUGAUCGCACAAGCCGAAGAAUUCCGCGAGAUCCGCCUCAAAGCCGGUGAGAAACUACUAUACCGAGAGAUAAAUCGUGACUCAGGCAUUCGCUUCCCCAUCAAAGUCGAUCUAGCCCUCCAGGCCCAUAAGAUUUCACUACUCCUUCAAUCCGAGCUAGGGGCAAUUGAGUAUCCCGACAACGAGCCACUCCAAAAACACAAAUUCACCUUUCAGCAAGACAAAGGUCUAGUCUUCUCGCAUGUCAAUCGACUGAUCCGCUGUCUGAUCGACUGCCAAAUUGCCCGCGGUGACUCAAUCGCGAUCCGCAAUGCCCUUGAACUCGCCCGGAGCUUCGGAGCAAAGGUCUGGGACCACUCGCCUCUCCAGAUGAAGCAGAUCGAGCAAGUGGGUGUGGUUGCAGUUCGGAAGUUGGCUGCUGCUGGUAUUACCAGUAUUGAAGGGCUGGAAUGUGCGGAGGCUCAUCAGAUUGAGAUGGUUCUUAGCAAGAAUCCACCUUUCGGGUCGAAGUUGCUCUCGAGAUUGAAGGAGUUUCCGAAACUGAGGGUUUCUGUGAAGAUGCUUGGAAAGGAAGUGAAAAUCAACUGUGUCAAUGUCCGAUUCAAGGUUGAAGUCGCGUUCAUGAACGACAAGAUCCCGACGUACUUCCAACGUCGCCCUGUUCAUGUGUGUUGCUUGAUAGAGAGGUCCGAUGGCCAUCUGAUCGAUUUCAGACGCGCAAGUGCGACCCAGCUCCAAGAGAGAUUGGAAAUUGAACUCACCGCGGACUUGACGAGCGCGGACCAUGUCAUUGCGUGCCACGUCAUGUGCGAUGAAAUCGGUAAGACUUUGAACGCGAACAAAAGCGGUUGGAUCACUUAUGGUCAUACUGACAAUUUUCCAGCGGGGACGUGGAGACAAGCUGAGCUCAGACCUAACCUGCCAUCUCACCUAUUUGCUGCUAUGCGAGCUAAGGAUACCGGUGCCCAAAAUACUGGAAAAUCGAACCUACAAUCUCGACAAGUCAAGUGGAAUUUGAAUUCUAUAGACCCAGAGAAACCGAAAACCAAUGCAUUUCGUCCCCACGAACGAGAUAUGACUAGUAUCAAGGCCAAGCCUCGGCGGGACGUGGACGAUUUUGAUGGUGAUGACUUGCAGCUCGAUGAUUUCCUCGUCGCGAAUGAACGCCGUGGAAAAACAAAGGAAUCUACAAAGCCACAAUCUCGGCAGUUUGAUGAUAUAGACUGGUUUUCAAUCGACGCAACACCACCUAGUCCAGCCAAGGCAGCGCCGAAGUUCUCAAACCCCCGAGAAGAUGACUGGGCGAUAGAUAUAGACGAGCCAGAGGAAGAGUACGAGCCAGUCAGACUUGCGAAUGGCAAAUGGGCUUGCAACCACAAAUGCAAAGAUAAAACAAGCUGCAAACAUUUCUGCUGUCGCGAGGGCUUGGAAAAACCCCCGAAGCCACCGAAGCGGACCAUGCCCACGACUCAAAAGGAAGGUAGUCUCAAUCAACUGACCAUCUCCGCCAGUAUCACGAAGGCAACUUCAACCAAUAACUCGAGCUCAGGAAACCAAGUGCCCAAACCACGCGUCACGGGACCUAAGAAUGACGACCCUGUUUCAAAGGUGAAGAAGAUAUCGACGUCGCACGCUGGAAAAAAGAACCCAGGUCGAGAGAAAACUGUCCUUUCGGAGAGGGACAAGAACAUUCCUUCAUAUAAGAGAAAGAGGGAAAACAGUCCAACGAAACCCCUCUCCAGUGAUUAUGGCGAUGAAAAUUUUGAUGAUUUACCAUCUCCAUCACGUCUUCUCGGGAACAGGAAAUCGGGGUUUGCCGCAUCGGUCUCUCCAGUGGUGGGUGACCGGGCGAAGAAUAGCAUAACGGAUGUUGCUGUUAAGGAAAUCAAGCAUACAGAGCCCGACCUCUCGCCCUCUGCUUCGCUGUCCGGUCUUCCCCAAAAAGACCAACACGAGAUUAUCGAGAUCCCGGACGACACACCACCAGACUCAGCGGAAUUGCCAAUGGCAACAGACAAAAAGCCUCCUGUAAAACAGAGCACAGUGCUACCCCUAAUAGUAGAUAAACUCAACCUGAAACGGAAGGCGAGUGAAGACGAAACGCGAACGGAAGAGGACAAAAAACGGGUGAAGCAAAGUCCUUUUGUUUCUGCUUUACAGGUCCACGCUUGCGACCUUCUGAACGAUGAACAACCACUGAGCCCUGAGCAGCCUGCGUCUCCUGUUUCUCCCGCGGCUGUUUCUCCUAUGGUCGGCGGUCGGAUGGAUUUGACUGCAGCAUGGGACGACGAUGGAAUCGACCUGCUUGAUGAGUUCAAGGAUAUUAUUAAAAUUAUUUAA
This is a messenger RNA of Penicillium egyptiacum, 3255 nucleotides long. NCBI's taxonomy places the organism in Eukaryota, Fungi, Ascomycota, Eurotiomycetes, Eurotiales, Aspergillaceae. The record is from the annotation of a GenBank genome assembly.